UCUCUUCGUCUCACACUCAGCAAUACACUGUGAAGCUUCUUCUUCUUCUUCUUCUUAUACCUUGUGAAGCUUCUUCAAUGGCUCGCCUAAGCUCUGUUUCUUUGAUGCUAGUGCUGGUUCUUCUUGUGGGUUCCACCGUGGCCCUGUCUCCGGCAAAAUCUCCUUUAUUGAGUCCCAAGUCUCCGGCGCAUUUGCAUUCGCCAUCGCCAUCGCCGUCGCCGGUUCCUUCUGAGGCUCCGGCGAGCUCUCCCACGUCGAUUGCUGCUCCUCCGUCAGAAGCUCCUGGGCCGGCCCAGAACAGCGCCGUUUUGAACCGGGUCGGGUUCGCUGGAUCCGUUGCCGUUGGGGUAUUCGCUGCUGCUUUGGUCUUCUAGAAUGUUCUAAGAGAGUUACCGUUGAGGGUUUUGUGGUUUGUUGGAGGGGGAAUGAGUGGGUCUUAUGACUCUUAUUGUAUUUAUUUAUUUAUUUAUUGGGUUUAUUAGUUUGAUUUUCCCUCUUCCGAGCUUUACAUUUGCGUGAUGUUUUUAUGGUGGUGGUCUUAAUUCUUAAUAACAUCAAGACAUGUAUUUGAAAUACAUUAAUUUGAUGAAAAUGUUUGCCAUUUACUCCGAAA
This is a messenger RNA of Corylus avellana, 613 nucleotides long. The record is from RefSeq and is a predicted model, not a curated record. NCBI's taxonomy places the organism in Eukaryota, Viridiplantae, Streptophyta, Magnoliopsida, Fagales, Betulaceae.